Molecule: messenger RNA, 1037 nt
Organism: Pogonomyrmex barbatus (red harvester ant)
Lineage: Eukaryota; Metazoa; Arthropoda; Insecta; Hymenoptera; Formicidae
Gene: sing
Product: MARVEL domain-containing protein sing
Cellular component (GO): membrane
Source: RefSeq, a predicted model, not a curated record
UUAAUUAGCUAACCAAAAUAAAAUAUGAAUAAUUACUUUAAGAAAUAUUAUUUUUGAGAAAAAGUGAACAAUUGCAACUUUAAUUAUCCUAAAGGAAAAGAAAAAAGAAAAUAAAGAGAAACAUUUCAAUUUAAAUUUAAAUGGAAAGAGAUCACGCACAAUAAAUUGCAUCAGAGAGAUCACAUAAAAAGAACAAUCGAGAUCAGGAUACAGGGACGAGUUUAAAUUAAAUUAAUUGUAUGUAGUACCUCGUUGACAUUUCAUGGUCAUGAACAAUAAAGGACCUGUAGUCAGAAUGUCAUCUUCUGGUACAUACGGUGCAGGUGGUAUUGGUUGUUGCUGCUUCAGAUGUUGUACAUGCGUACACUUAGAGUUCCUUAAAUCAUUGCCAGGAAUCAUGAAAGUAUGCGAAACGGUAAUCAGUGGCUUAGUUCAAAGUUUACUCAUUAAUUAUGGCCUAGAACGUAGUUCAUCCAUCGGCUCGGCUUUUGAAGGCUCAUUGACCACGGCAUCCGCCUGCUUUCUGACUUCCGCUAUACUACUUGCUUGCUACACAAUUUCUGAAAAAUCGUAUAAGUUGAUUCGUUCAUCACUUUUUGAGACGAUGUUCAAUUCCUUAGCCUGCUUCCUUUAUUUAAGCUCAGCAUCUUAUCUAGCUUUUGCUACAAAAUUGUUUCUGAUGACUGAGUAUUAUCUCAAGCCCGGUUUUGACGUUUAUCCUGCCAUGACAGCCGCUUACAUUCUAAGUGGUGUCGUGGGAAUAUUGCAUGGUAUAGAUGCUUAUUUGUCCUUUAUGCAUUACAAAAUCGGAAGAUAAAUUAUGAUAAUGACGGGAAUGUCAGCUAUAUAAUUAUAUGAACAAACGUGGCAAUUAUAUAAAUGCCUACACAUUAAAAGAAUAUUAAACAAUGGUGAUACACAAAUCUCAAAAAAGAGUUAAAUAGAAAGUUUGAUUUUACUUUUCAUCAUGAUAUGUGAGCAGAUUGUAAUUAUUAUUAUAAAUAAACUUGGAUUGAAUUAUGUAAGAAAAUAUUUAU